AGGUGAAAAGGGGAGAAGAAAAAAUAUUUUGGAGUUGAUGGAAUGUCAUGGGAAAACAUGGGAAAGAAGUGGAGUUGAACUAGAGGAGCAAAAAAUGAAAAAUUAGAAAAAGACCACUUCAACCAGUUGAUCAAAGUUUAUCAGAAAAAUGCCAAGAUGUUGUGAAGACUUCAACCUGUUGAACAUCAAUGUUCAAUCGAUUCAUCAGGCCAUUAACAAGGUACUAUGAGCACUUGAACCGGUUCAUCGAAGACUUCAACUGGUUGAACCUCUUCUUCAAUCGGUUGAACAUAUAUCAACGAUGUCACACAAGUCCCAAGCUCUCAUUCCUUCACCGUGAAGUAUUCUCCAUCCACUUGCACAUCUUGAGGGAGGAUAGAUCUACCCAGGAACUUUAUUUUUAUUGGAUGUUGGCACCUCCAACACAUCAUGGGAGCUUUCCAUUGUACGAGUCAAGGGGAUGGAGCUUCUUCGGCAUUUCACCCACCACCCAUGCCACUCACCUUGGCCAAUGAACGGAGGAGGAUGCUACUAUAUAUAUACACACACUCC
Ilex paraguariensis (yerba mate) is the source of this 552-nucleotide messenger RNA. The record is from the annotation of a GenBank genome assembly. Lineage: Eukaryota; Viridiplantae; Streptophyta; Magnoliopsida; Aquifoliales; Aquifoliaceae.